UAUUUAACAAGAACCAAGUGUGUGUGAAGUGCCUUCGAUAAUUACAUAUACGUAAUAUUUGUUACAAUUCGAAACGAGAACCAUAAAAUGGCUUUUGAUAAAGCGGAUAAAUUAACAAGCGAUUUCGAACAGCCUUCUAAACCAAAUGGAUUUGGAGCAAGACAUGUGCAGGCGGUCCUCUUGUUUUUUGGAAUGGUUUUCGGCUACUUCCUGCGCGUUAAUAUAUCCGCUGCCAUAGUGCCAAUGACGAACCCGGUCUCCGACGCACCUUACUACGACUGGGACACUGAUAAGAAAUCCCUUAUCCUGAGUAGCUUCUUCUGGGGCUAUGUAGCUAUACAAGUGCCCGCAGGCUUGUUAGCGAAACGUUAUGGUGCGAAAAUUGUGCUCGGUGCAGCAACUGCCGGAGGUGGAGUCCUUGCAUUUUUUCAUCCACUUGCAGCUGCCACAAAUGACGGCUGGAUUGCCAUUUGUGUUCUGCGAGUUUUAACUGGUAUUUCUCAGGGUACUGUCUACCCUUGUGUUCACACAUUAUUGGCCAAGUGGGUGCCCUCAACCGAGCGUUCAUUCCUUUCAACAACCAUUUAUUCUGGAGCCCAACUGGGCACGGCCAUUAUUUUGGCAACUAGUGGUGUGAUAUUUGAUUCCAGCAUGGGCUGGCCAGGACUUUAUUAUAUCUCCGGUGGACUAAGCGUGGCCUGGGCCAUUAUAUUCUUGUGGUUAGGCGCCAAUGCCCCUGGAGACGUUGUCAGCAUGAACAAAGUGGAACGCGAGUAUAUUGCAGCACUGACCGGCAGCGAAGGCAGCGGUCAGCCGAUGGCCGUUCCUUGGAAAUCCAUCUUUACCUCACCGCCCUUCUAUGGUCUGUUGGCUGCGCACUGUGGCUUCACCUGGGGCUUCUACACAUUACUGACAGAAAUGCCGACCUAUAUGAGUACUGUGCUGCAAUUAAAUGUUAAAUCCAACGCGAUGCUCUCGGCACUGCCCUACUUUGCCAUGUGGAUACUGUGUCUAGUGGUUAGUCCUAUAUCUGAUCUGCUCAUUAACCGGGGCACCCUAACGGUCACUACUGCACGCAAACUCUUUAACUCUAUUGGUCAGUGGAUACCAAUGGUUUGUCUAAUUGCGCUUGGCUACAUGACUUCCGAAGAAAGAAACUUAGCUAUAACCCUACUCACCAUUGCGGUGGGCGUCAAUGCGGGCUGCUCGUGUGGCUAUCUUGUCAAUCACAUGGACUUGUCUCCAAAUUUCGCGGGUCCUAUGAUGGGCAUCACAAAUGGGCUGGCUGGUGUUAUGUCUAUCCUGGCACCCCUUAUCGUAGGCGCUAUUGUAACAGUCGAGGAAAAUCCUAGUCAGUGGCGAAUCGUCUUCUGGAUUACCGCUGCAAUAUAUUUGGUGUGCAAUUUAGUAUUUGUGCUAUUUGGCAAAGCCACAGUACAGACCUGGAACGACCCAAGUAACAUGCCUAGCACUAGCACUAUGACAUUGCGGGACCAUUCAGAAUUGAUUUCUAAAACGACAGCGCCAACGGAACGCAAGGAAAAUCGUUUUUGAUCCUACAACUGACAUUAUGAUCUAAUCUCAAAUUUUAAGCUUAAAUUUAGUUUUUUGUUAGCCACAUAAGUUUGUGUAAAUAUGUAUACCAUUAAAUGUGAAUAAGUGCCAGAUAUUUCUUAAGUAUGGGCUACCUGUGCUUUGACUUUAUCAUAAAUAUAGAGCCUUGGCCCUUGGAAGCUAU
This is a messenger RNA of Scaptodrosophila lebanonensis, 1738 nucleotides long. RefSeq names its product putative inorganic phosphate cotransporter (gene MFS12). NCBI's taxonomy places the organism in Eukaryota, Metazoa, Arthropoda, Insecta, Diptera, Drosophilidae. Gene Ontology annotation, cellular component: plasma membrane. The coding region runs from base 88 to 1554 and encodes 488 amino acids. The record is from RefSeq and is a predicted model, not a curated record. The transcript has 4 exons. Gene Ontology annotation, molecular function: transmembrane transporter activity. Gene Ontology annotation, biological process: transmembrane transport; monoatomic anion transport.